This is a messenger RNA of Paramecium octaurelia, 1098 nucleotides long. The record is from the annotation of a GenBank genome assembly. Lineage: Eukaryota; Ciliophora; Oligohymenophorea; Peniculida; Parameciidae.
AAAUGAGAAGGCCAAAUGAAGUUGAAUAUAGCAAAACUGCUUUAAUGGGUAUUAUGGAAACAUAAUUUAGCCAACUGGUACGAAGAUAGAUUGGCCCCCAAAUAAUUGCAGAGAGAUCCCAAUGCUACCAAAUCAGUAAUGGAUUUGAUAUAUAAUUUCAGUUACGAGGAGUUGAAGAAGGCAUAUCCAUCCCAGGAGAUAAUGGAUGCUUACUUCCUUUGCCUAGAGUGAAUCGCAAUCCACCAUAUAUUACUAAAGAGAUUAUAGUGCCAGAUGAUGGAUAUGUAUUAUUAUAUAAACAAUUUAAAAGAGAGAAUUCAGAACCGAAUUCCAGACAAAGUUUGAUGCCAAAAACAUUCAGAACAUGUAACUAGGGGAUUGCAGAUCUUUGAUAAAAACCAAUGGCGAUAAAGUUAGCUUCCCAGAAUGUAAUACAACCGUUGCAUAAACUGCAGGAGCUAAAUCAAUCAAAUAAUUGGAUCAAACUAAUAUGCAAUAGAUAUUGGUGGAUCGAGCAGUGCAUCAAAAUUAUACUGACUUUGGUUCCACCUUUCGAAACCAUCCUGAAUAACAUAAUAAAUUCUAUGCCAUUACUACAUACUAGUAAUCCUUUUAACAACCUGAAAACAAUGUGGCUGAAAUUCUCUCAGAUAAAAAGAAGAAGCCAUAAGCAGCUGGUUGUCGAGAGAGAGAUCCCUUUGAUCAAGGCUUGAAAAUGACUUCUGUUAUCACAGGAGAAAAAUACAGAAACUGUAUCAAACCUAUAUCUAAUUGUAGCCAUCGAUCCAAAAGAAAAUACCCAAGUAUAAAGACAAUGGAUUCAUUGCGGAGAUGCAGGAUUGACAACUGCCUAAAAUAACUUAAGAUAGAGCAGCAUGGAUAAUUACAAAAAAAAUGCUAGUUAAGUUCAUCCUUAUGAUAUUGCUACCAGUUUGCCUUUAGCAGGUAAUUCCAUUUCUUAUGCAAUCUAGAUGGUGUUUACACAUUGCAUUCCAAAUACACGGAUCCUGGUUAAUUUAGACACAUUCGAAGCGAUGUCACUAGAAUUAUGAAUAAACCAAUUACAAGGAAAUGAGCAUCAAUUUUAUUAGAUAAUCA